GAAGCGGAAACCGGCGGCAAGCAAACCCAGUCCGGACCCAGAGCGGUGUGCUGCCGGACCUAGCAGGAGCUGCUAACCGCUCAUCUGACCACUUCUCAGAGCCACUGACAGCGUCUGACCGCCAGCCCGGCGUGAAAUGCUUCAUUUUGAACUCUACAUCAAGUAAUGCUGCUGUGACACAUCAUGACUUCACUAACUCUGAAUGGUGUAACUGUGAAUUUCCCUUUCACUCCGUACGACUGUCAGAAGGACUACAUGCGCAAAGUGAUAGAGUGUCUCCAGACGAAGGCGAACGGGGUUCUGGAGAGUCCUACCGGCACCGGGAAAACUCUGUGCCUGCUGUGUUCCACCCUGGCCUGGAGGGAGCACUUCAGGGACACCAUCUCUGCCCGCAAGAUAGCAGAGAGGCUGGGCAGUGAGGAGAUGUUCCCCAACACGCCUUUGUCCUCCUGGGGGACGGCUGCCACAGAUGGUGACACACCAGCUUACUACACAGAUGUUCCAAAGAUCAUAUAUGCAUCCAGGACACACUCUCAGCUUGCACAGGUUAUUAAUGAGCUAAAGAACACUUCAUACAGACCAAAGGUGUGUGUGCUGGGAUCAAGAGAACAGCUGUGUAUCAACCAGGAAGUUAUGCGUCAGGAGAGCAACCACAUCAAGGUCCAUAUGUGCAGAAGUAAAGUUUCCACCAGGUCAUGCGUCUUCUACAAUAACUGUGAAGAGAAGAGCAUUGACAAAGAGUUGGUGAAUUCUAUCCUCGAUGUGGAAGAUUUGGUUAAAUUUGGCAACAAACAGAGGGCCUGUCCUUACUACCUCUCCCGGUCCCUGAAACAGCAAGCGGAUAUCAUUUUCAUGCCAUACAACUACUUGCUGGAUCCAAAGAGCCGCAGGGCGCACAACAUCGAGCUAAACGGAGCUGUAAUCAUCUUUGAUGAGGCUCAUAAUGUGGAAAAGACAUGUGAAGAAUCAACGUCAUUUGACCUGACUCCGUAUGACAUAGCUUCAGCCAUUGAUGCUGUCAACAGGCUGCUUGUGGAGCAGGCUAAAGAUGUCAGCCAUGGAGACUCUGUCAGUGGGGACUUCAAUGUGGACUCUCUCAACUCUGGUUUAAAAAUUGAGAUAAGCGACAUUGCUAAAAUCAAACAGAUACUGCUGAAUCUGGAAGCUGCCAUCGAUUCCUAUGAUGUUCCCAGUGACAAAGGCAUCACUAAACCUGGAAGCUUCAUCUAUGAGCUGUUGGAGAGAGCCCAACUGACCUACAGCAGCAAGACUGCAGUGUGUGAGGCUCUGGACCAGAUCAUUGGACACUUAACAGGACAGCCGGGAGUGUUCCUGAACACAAGUGGACUGCAGAAGUUGGCUGACAUCUUACAGCUGGUGUUCUGUGGCGAACCAUCAGAAAAGGAGCAAGAACUGCAGAUGCAGUCCAACACAGCUCAUUUUAAGGUUCAUAUCCAUCAAGACACCAGUUAUAACAAGAAAAAACAGAGCGCUGAUGUGUGGUCUUCGUCUUCAUCAAAGAAACAAGGCAAUGUCCUGAGUUACUGGUGUUUCUCUCCUGGCUUCAGCAUGCAGGAUCUGGUCAGUCAAGGUGUUCGCUGCAUCAUUCUCACAAGUGGUACCCUCUCUCCCCUGUCUUCAUUCACUUCUGAGAUGAGAAUAGAGUUCAAAGUGAGUUUGGAGAAUAGUCAUGUGAUUGACCGGGACCAGAUCUUUGUGAGCGUCAUUGACAAAGGCCCAGAUGGAGUGCACUUAAGUUCAGCUUUUGACAGAAGGUUUGUUCCUGAAAACAUGGCAUCUUUGGGCAACACUGUUGCCAACCUGAGCCGUGUGGUUCCUCAUGGUCUGUUAGUGUUUUUUCCAUCUUUUCCUUUAAUGGAAAAAACCCUUGAGUUUUGGAGAGCUAAAGGACAUGCAGAUCGCAUUGAGACUGUAAAGCCCAUAUUUGUUGAGCCUAAAGGAAAGGGUACCUUUACUGAGGUCAUGGAUGGAUAUUACAGCAAGGUCAAUGAUCCUGCAUCCAAAGGGGGAACCUUCUUUGCUGUGUGUAGAGGGAAGGCUAGCGAGGGUCUGGAUUUUGCAAACACCUUUGGUCGAGGUGUCAUCAUCACCGGCCUGCCUUUCCCUCCCAGGAUGGACCCUCGUGUCAUCUUGAAGAUGCAGUUCUUGGAUGAGAUGAGUCGGAAGAAUACUUCGAAACUGAAGUACCUUUCUGGCCAGCAGUGGUACAGACAGCAGGCUUUCCGAGCUGUGAACCAGGCCAUCGGGAGAGUAAUCCGCCACAGGGAAGACUAUGGAGCCAUAUUCUUGUGUGAUCAGAGGUUUAAAAACUCUGAUGCUAGGGCUCAGCUUCCAUCCUGGGUCAGGCCUUAUGUGCGUCUGUAUGAUAGCUUUGGGAACGUGGUCCGUGAUGUCUCUCAGUUCUUCAGGGUCGCACAGAAAAUGAGGCCUGUGCUAGAGACGAAGGCUGUGGCAGAGAGCUGUGACACAUUGCGUCUACCAGACAUGCGGUCCUCUGGCUUCGCUUCCUGUUCAUUCUCCCAAAGCUCCAACACCCAGAAGGCCAAGGUGCUGGACGCCCAUCUUCCCAGCCUAAAGAGGAGGAGACUCAAUGAGCAAGCUGGAGCAAAUGGGAUGGCCAGAAUCUGUAUUGAGUAUGAGUGUGAGGUGAAGGAGAGUCAGAGAAGACCAGCCAACCUGCUAGAUGCUCUGGAGCAAGGUGACCACGGCAUGGGAGAGGAUGAUGAUGAUGAUGAUGCUGUCGUGGGAGAGGAGAAGGCAAACCGUUUGUCCACAUUGUCUCUUCAACAUGACAAAAGGAUGGAUGAUGAAAUGCGAGGAGGCAAACGUAAAAUUAGACUGGUCCAAGAACAGAAAAAGACCAGGUUAGAGGAAAAUAAAGACAGCAGGGCAAAGACUUUCCUGGCAGAGAUGAAGAAGUCACUGAGCCAGGUCACCUUUGAGGGCAUCGUACAGGCACUGCAGACCUACAAGAAGAGUGACGACCUGGACGUCCUGCUGACUAAAACCACUGUCUUAUCUGAGGACGCUAAUACUCACAGCCUGCUCCGGGGCCUCUACCAGUUUGUUCGUGCACAUCACAAGCAGAGGUUUGAUGAGAAAUGCCAGGAACUGACGGGCCAGGGCUGUGGAUACAAACCUGAUCACUCAUUGCCUAAGGACAAGAAGACAGCGCUCAAGCUGCAUGGAGCUACAGACAGUCAGGCAGCUGUGGCUCUAAAUUCCCCCAGCGGGACGUCUAACUGCACUCAGCUGAACACACAACAGCUCAACAAGGGGGGACGGCACCUAAACCAGCAAGGAUUAGGGGGACCUCAGACUGGCUCUGCUCCAAAGAGUGAAGUCCAUGCUGCCUUUCUGGCUGAUGUGAAAAAAGCUCUCGGCGCAGAAAAAUCAGCUCAACUCUUUCAGGCCAUUUAUAGCUACAAGAAAACCGACAACUAUGAAAACCUGGUGACCACAGUGGUGAGCUUGUUCACUGAGAGAGACGAGGACUUUAACCUUCUAGUCAGAUUUGGUGUGUUUAUUCGACCUCACCAUAAGAAGCAGUACAAAGACAUGUUAGAUUCUUUGGUCGGUCAGUCGGACUCUGCUGCUGAUGUUCCUGCUCCAAGUGAAGACCAGCAAAGACAUGUUUCACUGUCACCUACCUUGAAGACACAAAGCAAGAUUUCCAAUUUCUUCUCAAGCAGCCAAAGAAAGUAGAAUGUGAGUUACAGGAAAAUUGUGUGUGUAUUUAUACUGUUAUUGCUUACACAACCACACACAUGCUAAGAACAGCAAUGUGGCAAUGUAGCUGUGUGAACACUCAACACUGGGAUGGAUUGGAGAGUGAAUGAAUCGGCCAGGAUUAGUGUCCAACUACGCAGUGUUUCAAAGCAAACCAGGGUGAGCUCUAUGGCUCAUGAAGGCUACAUUCAGCUCAUGAGUCAGCACCUUCAACAUGAUCCUUGACUCUAUCGAGACCGACCCUCUCAGUGAUGAAGCAGAGAUGGAAAUGACAUGGCACAAGUGCUGUAAGAGCGUUGUAAUGCAAUUGUAAAUGAAACCUGUUAUGUAUUGAAUGAAUGUCAUGAAGAGUGAAAAUGUAAUAUGGAGGAAUAAAAUAUUUUGUAUUUUUUUU
Acanthopagrus latus (yellowfin seabream) is the source of this 4144-nucleotide messenger RNA. It is a transcript of the gene rtel1, whose product is annotated as regulator of telomere elongation helicase 1. Gene Ontology annotation, cellular component: nucleus. Bases 184 to 3726 code for a protein of 1180 amino acids. Gene Ontology annotation, molecular function: DNA polymerase binding; DNA binding; DNA helicase activity. The transcript is spliced from 33 exons. Lineage: Eukaryota; Metazoa; Chordata; Actinopteri; Spariformes; Sparidae. Gene Ontology annotation, biological process: regulation of double-strand break repair via homologous recombination; DNA recombination; telomeric loop disassembly. The record is from RefSeq and is a predicted model, not a curated record.